UUUUUUAUUGUUGUUGUGCUUUUGUUGCAAAUCAGCUGUUUACUAGUACACAUUUCUUUUAUUUUAAGAUUGGAGUAGGUGAAGUUUUGUGGUUCCAUGCGAUUCAAGUUAUUGCAAAAUAUAUACAGAACAUUCCGCAACCCUCGUAAUCCUAUGGCAAUUUUUACGCAAGUUGUUAAUCCGUUGACUGGCCAAAAUGAAUGGGCUGUACAGAGCGAUGACUACGAUUACCAAAUGGAGCUAACAUGUACCGGCUUUGGGGAUAUGUUGCACGAUAGGGAACGCAAUCAAAAAUACUUUUCAGCAUUGCGAAAGGCCAUAGCGCGCAUGCACGCCGAUGGACGUGAAGUCCACGUGUUGGAUAUUGGCACUGGUACCGGUAUUCUUUCCAUGAUGGCUUCAAGUGCUGGUGCUGACUCAGUUACAGCGUGUGAAGCAUUUACGCCUAUGGCAAACUGUGCGGAGCGCAUAUUAGCAGCUAAUGGGUUUGGUGAUAAGGUCCGCUUGGUGAAGAAACGCUCAACUGAAAUGCGUAUUGGUGAAGAUAUGCCGCAGAGGGCAAAUCUAUUAGUUGCUGAACUAUUGGAUACAGAGUUGAUAGGCGAGGGAGCAAUCAGUAUAUACAACCACGCGCACGACGAAUUGUUAACGGACGAUGUCGUUUGCAUUCCCGCACGGGCAACAUGCUACGCGCAAGUGGUGCAAUCGCCACUUGCCGCCCAAUGGAACACAUUGAAAAUUCUUGCCGAUUUAGAUGGAAAUAUAUUGCUGAAACCACCAGAACAAGUAUUGCAAUGCAAGGGCGAAGCAGCGGUGCAUGACGUCCAGCUUUCCCAAUUAGGUUUAGAACACUUUAGACUUCUAACCAAUCCAAAGGAAAUAUUUGUUUUUGAUUUUAGUCAAAAGUUAAAAAGGCCUACGGAAAGACAGCAAUUACUAGAAAUGGACGCAUUGCAAGCGGGUUCAACAGAUUUAGUAUUCUAUUGGUGGGAUAUACAAAUGUAUGCAGAUGAUAUGAUGACUUUGAGUUGCGCUCCAUAUUGGGUACAUUUCGAUUGGAAAAAACCAAAAGAUGUUCUACCAUGGCGAGAUCAUUGGAUGCAGGCAAUCUAUUAUAUACCAAAGCCUUUACAUAUUUCCAGCGCUGGUAGGAAAUUUAUGCUCAAUUGUAACCAUGACGAAUACUCUCUUUGGUUUGACGUGCAAAGCACACCGAGCGAAGUUUUAAAGCCCGUUCCACGCCAUGCAUGUACUUGCGGUUUACAUUUCUCUUAUCCCCGUUCACGUAUUGGCCAAUUAAAUCAGUCCAUACGUAAUAAAAAGUAUCUUAACUAUCUAGAACAGAAUUUGAGCAAAGAUUCACACGUACUGUGCCUUGGCGAUGGAUGUAUUUUGGGUUUAGCUAUAGCUAAAAUGGGAGUCUCUUCUGUAAUACUGUGUGAAAAGCAUACAUUUUCCAAACGAUUCAUGGAUUCUGUACAGAAAAGCAAUACAAUUGAAAACGUGGAAUUUGUCGACAAUAUAGAGAAGCUCGAUCAGUCGAAAUUGUCAAACCUGACGCAUAUUUUCGCUGAGCCAUACUUCCUUAACGCUAUUCUACCCUGGGAUAAUUUUCGCUUCAGUGAACUUUUACAAAGCCUCUUGGACAAAUUACCACCAACAGUGAAAAUAGCACCACAUUCAGCUAAAAUAUUUGCAGUACCGGUUGAAUUCACCGACCUUCAUAAAAUACGUACACCUGUGAAGCAAUGUGAAGGCUUUGACUUGGGAAUAUUCGACCAAAUGGUUAAGCAAGCAAGAUCAGUACUACCAGAUAAAGGUGUUGAAGCGCAACCGCUUUGGGAGUAUCCCUGCAAAGCUUUAGCUACACCUCAGGAAAUUUUACAUGUUACUUUCAGCGAUUUUAACGCGGAGUGCUCCACAAGUGGAACGAUGAAAAUAGAAAGUGAUGGAUCUUUGAAUGGUAUCGCAUUUUGGGUGGAAUGGAAUAUCGAUGGCGGAACUAGUCCUAAGUCCGUUGUAAGCACUGGCCCUGUUGAAUCAAUCGUGCCAGGAAAAUUUAUUAAAUGGGAUAUGUUUGUACGACAAGGUGUUCAAUUAUUUGAAGAAAGUCAUACAGUGCUUAACGCGAAGAAUAGUGUGCAAUGGAUAUUGCAGUACAAACCAAAGCCGACCAAAAUAGAAAUUGAUGUACAUGUGAAAUUUCCCUAAUCGUAUUAAAAUUUUUGAAUACGUUACAACCUGGAUAUAAGCAACCCAGAGGGACAAAUUGGCGAUAUAUGCGCCCGGCUAUUAAAUUUAGAUCUUAAAAAAGGAUAGCGCGAACGUCAUGUAUAGAGGAAUUUUUUCAGGAAUUUUGGGGAACUAGCCUCAGGGGAGCUGGCAUCCCUGGUACUAAUCAAGC
This is a messenger RNA of Rhagoletis zephyria (snowberry fruit fly), 2404 nucleotides long. RefSeq names its product arginine methyltransferase 7 (gene Art7). Gene Ontology annotation, biological process: chromatin remodeling; peptidyl-arginine methylation, to asymmetrical-dimethyl arginine. Gene Ontology annotation, molecular function: protein-arginine N-methyltransferase activity; histone methyltransferase activity. The record is from RefSeq and is a predicted model, not a curated record. Lineage: Eukaryota; Metazoa; Arthropoda; Insecta; Diptera; Tephritidae.